This is a messenger RNA of Exophiala mesophila, 1230 nucleotides long. RefSeq lists its product as uncharacterized. The record is from RefSeq and is a predicted model, not a curated record. The transcript has 3 exons. Lineage: Eukaryota; Fungi; Ascomycota; Eurotiomycetes; Chaetothyriales; Herpotrichiellaceae. Gene Ontology annotation, cellular component: mitochondrial crista junction; MICOS complex. Gene Ontology annotation, biological process: cristae formation. Bases 41 to 778 code for a protein of 245 amino acids.
AUCAGACACCACCCAUAUACAGUGAGCAUCCCACGACAUUAUGAGUCCCCUGAGAGCAAUGGGGGCAUCACGUCGAGCAGCGUUCUUGGUACUUGGCGGUGCGACACUCACUCAGUUCCCAGCACCCUUCAGAACAGUGUAUGCCGAAGCUCCCAAAGACGAUCUGCCAGAAAAGAAACCUAUAUAUUCAUCCUAUCCUGUGGCUCCCACGACACCGAAACCUUCUCCAACAUCACCAGUCUCGAGUUCGAACCCAGUGUCACCGACCCCAACCGACAGAUUAACCUCCCACGUCAAGACCGCCAGACUCUUUGUCUAUGACAAGUCACUUGCCGCCGAGAACAGCUUUAAUGACCUUUUAAGUUGGGCAUUCCGAAAGGAAACAAAUUUCACUAAUACGAUUGCUUCCCUCGCUCCGGCUCCAGAAACCGGAGAACAGCUACUUCCGGGCGCGAUUUACGUCCUGGUCGCUACGCUAGCAGGCUCAAUUGUUUCACGGAAUCGAGGCCUAUUUCUUCGCGCGGCAACCCCGUUGACUGUUGGCAUUACCGCUGGCUGGAUGUUGAUCCCCGUAACGAUGAGAAAUACUUCGGAUUUGAUUUGGGAAUAUGAAAAGAAGGUCCCUGCUAUCAGCGAAACACAUGCGCAGAUCAGUGGCUUUGUCAAGGAAUCCUGGAGGCAAGCUAAAGUCCAUGCCAACGUGGCUGUCACCUGGGCGGACGAAACGACUGCUGAGACAAGGCAAAAAGUAGAGAGCUUGGUGUCAAAAGGAAAAUAGAGGCCACCGUGAGUUAAAACACCAUUGAUAUGAAGGACAGGUGAUAUGCUUUGGCCGAGCAUAUCCAAUCUGCAUUGUACAGCAAUUCCAGACAUUUAUUACCUGAAAGUGCCCACACAUCGUUGAUUUAUUCGCACCAGGUUCGCGGAAUCCUUGUUACUGGACAAACAAUCACGAAAUUCGUUCAUUCUUUCAAACCUGCACAGAUCUCUCGGUCUCGACCCUGUAUCCCAGUCGUUGUGUACGACAGGGUGACCACAUCGAUCAAAGCAGACCAAACUUUGAAAGCCAAAGCCGUCCAACCAGAUCUGCAAUUGUCGAUCCAUCAUAAUUUAGCAGGCUCCGGGAGGGAUUCUUUCUUGGAAAACCUGAAUAUUGCCUUGAUGGACUGACGAGAGAUCCACUCAUUAAUAUAACGGCCUAGUGGCGCAGUAUUGUGACCUUCGUUGCAC